AUGGUCCGCGCUCGCGGCCAGCGGCUCGCCUCCAUCCAGCUCAAAGGCUGGAUAAAGCAAGUGAUCGAAGCUGCCUGCGACGACGUCCAAAAGUCAACGACUUCCAUCGGCCUGCGCACGUCGGGCACCGUUCGCCUCCCGACGGAGCGCGAGCGCUGGUCGUACGCGCGGCUCACAUACAACCGGCUCAUCGAGAUCUACGGGGAGGGGACGCAGUCACACGACGCCACCAAGACGGUGCACUUCCUCCGCUACCUCGAGCACACCAUCCUCCCGGCGCACGCCGGCGCGCGAGCAAAAGUCACGCUCUUCUCGAACGAGCUCCAGCGCGGCUACCUCACACUCCUCUAG
This is a messenger RNA of Emiliania huxleyi CCMP1516, 351 nucleotides long. RefSeq lists its product as hypothetical. Lineage: Eukaryota; Haptophyta; Isochrysidales; Noelaerhabdaceae. Bases 1 to 351 code for a protein of 116 amino acids. The record is from RefSeq and is a predicted model, not a curated record. The transcript is spliced from 3 exons.